AUGGAGUACCAGGUCUCAUGGGGCGAGGGCUCCUUGGGGCUGACGCUGCGUCCGGACCUCGGCGAGGACAUGCCGCCGGUCGUCGGCCGCAUCACGCGCGAAGACUCGGCGGCGGCCAAGGCCGGCGUCGCCGUCGGCCACAUGCUCGUGAGCAUCAACGGCAUGGAUACCGCGCGGCGCGGGUACGACGCGACGGUCGAGAUGCUCAAGACGAUCCACCGGCCGGCGAUUCUGCGCUUCCGGAUACCCAAGUCGCUUCUGACGCUUGGUGCGCGCAACAGCACGGGCCAAGAAGUGGACCGUCGGCGCGAACACUCGUCGUCGCACCCUGUGUACCGCCGUGGCGUCUCGAGCGCCGCCGUCUUAGGAACCUCGCGCGGCGAGAGCUACCGCAUCGAGCGCGAUCGCGAGCGAGAGUACCGCGAGCGAGAGCACCGCCGGCGGUCCGAGCGCGACAGCGAGCGCGAGCGGGCGAACGCCGUCGUCGUGCAGCCGCCGCCGGUCCUUGCCCACUCGUCGUCGACGUCGUCCGAGGCGUCGACGGUCUCCAACACAUCGUCGACGUCGACGUCCGCCAAGCCUCGCCGCGAGACGUACACAGUGGUCUGGACCGAGGGGCCGCUGGGCAUGAUCUUCCGACCGGACGACGACGACUGCCACAUUCCGUGCAUCCGAAAAAUCACAGGCAAGGGCGCCGAGAAGCCGUCGGUGGCGUCGGUUGUCCUCGACGCCAUGCGCCCCAACGUUGUCGACAAGAGCCUCUAUGACAUUGUGUGGCGCGAAGGCGAGCUCGGUCUCAAGCUCAAGCCGACGCCGGCCGACAUUCCGAUGAUCUCGCGCCUCACGGGCCGCGGCAGUGCCAGCGGCCUCCACAACGCCCACGUCGGCGACAUCCUCGUCUCGGUCAACGGCAAAGCCGUCGACGGCGCAUCGUACACGAGCACCCUCCGCCUCCUCAAGCACACGCCCAAGCCCGCGAUCCUGCGCUUCCGCCCGAGCGCCCGCGACGUUGACCCGCCCCGCGCGGCGACCCCCAAGCGCGAGCAGAUCCCACUCGACGUGGCCAAGCAGCUCGUCGCGACGUCGCAAGGGCUCGACCCGCUCACUGAUGCGUUCGCGGGUGUCCCGCUCGCCGACAUUGUCGAUGGCACGAAGGAGGCGCACUUGAUCCGCGUCGCGGCCAAGGCGUAUGUGGCCGCGCAGGCCGAGAAGAAGCGCGGCGAGAAGAAGGAGGCGCUGACCCGCGCCGAGCGCGAAGCCCAAGUGCUCGCCGAGGCCCUCGAGCGCGUCAAGGAAGAAGCGAAAAAAUACGAAGAGUACCUCGCGCUCCAGCAACGCGAGCGCAUUCUUCGGUCGGCGACCGAGAACAAGCCCGUCGAGGUCAUUGGCCAGCAAAACCACAUGCUGGCGCAGCUCGCGUCGGUCAUUACGCCGUUCCGGCGCGAGAACUACGAGACCGAGGACGAGAGCUACGCGGCCGCGGCCGAACACAGCGCGGCCGACGACGCGGCGGCGGUCGACGCGUACGACCAGAUGCGCCAGUCGAUUCUGGAGGACCUGAGCCACAUCACCAAGACGGCGCUGCCGACGAAGAAGGCCCGCAAAACGUGCGCCGAGUGCCACUGCCUCGAGUCGCUCGAUGUCCCGUUCUUCCUCGACGACGACGGGCAGUGGUACUGCACGAGCUGCUGGGAGGCGUUCUACGGCGAGCCGAUCGUGGUCACCGACACGGCGACCGUCCACACGACCAUCGUCGAAGAAGACGAAGACGACGAGACGACGACGCCGGCGCCGGUGCCCAAAAGCACCCACUUUCGCCGCCCGAGCACGCGCGAAGACCACCUCAUCAACGAGGCAGAAGAGCGCAACGCGCGCCUCGAAGCCGAAAAGAUGCUCCACGAGCUCGAAGAGAUGCGGAAAAGCGGUGGGAACCCGGUGCACCACUUUAACGGCCACCGGUCGUCGAGCUCGAGCGACCGCGACCGCAUGGAGCGGGAGAAGCGCGGCAAGGAAGAGCUUGCACGCAUGCUCAAGGCCGAGGAAGACAAGGCGCGGGCCGAUGGCAAGGAAGAGCUGGCGCGAAAGCUCCAGGCGCAGCGCGAACGCUCGGACCAGGACCUCCAGUCGAUCCGCAUGUCGGCGGGUGACGACCCGAAGCUUGUCAUUGAAGAGGGCGACGAAGCCGCAGCGGCGGACGAGACCGAUGACACGCCGUCCGAGUUUGCCCACUUUUACAAGCCCGACUUGCAGCGGUCGCGCUCGGACAGCCACAUGAAGAUGCGACAGGUGUCGACGCCCGAGCCGCCGAUGCGCAAGACGUUUGGCAACGACGAGUCCCACAGCCAUCGGUCGCCGUCCAAGAUGAGCGUGAGCAGCUUCGACGACGACGAGCACCACUACACGAUGGACGACGAAGAAGAGGAAGACGACGAGUUUGACAAGGACGCCGAGCUGCUCCGGGCCCGCGAGGAGCAGAACUUUGCGAUGGCCAAGCAACUCGAGGAAGCGCACGAGGUCGUCAAGCAGGCGCGCAUGUCGAUGAUCAUGAUGGGUGACGGGGACAUUGCCGAGUUUACCGGUCUCAGCGACGACCAAAUCAACUUGUUCAAGAAGCUGACGAUGGAGGCCGACGAGCGCAUGUCGAUGCUGGACCCGAGCAAGUACGACGACUCGGACUCGGACGAAGAAGAGGAAGGGGACGACGGCGUCUGGAUCUAA
Saprolegnia parasitica CBS 223.65 is the source of this 2718-nucleotide messenger RNA. RefSeq lists its product as hypothetical. NCBI's taxonomy places the organism in Eukaryota, Oomycota, Saprolegniomycetes, Saprolegniales, Saprolegniaceae. The record is from RefSeq and is a predicted model, not a curated record. Bases 1 to 2718 code for a protein of 905 amino acids. The transcript is spliced from 2 exons. Gene Ontology annotation, molecular function: protein binding.